CGCAUGCGCUUUAUUUAUCUUCCUUGGUGGAUCAUUUGCUUUAAGCUAGAUAAAUUAAUGGUAAUUUGAACUUUGAUUUUAUUUCCUGUGAAAUAAUGGCAGCAAAACCAACGUGUCUGAUUGUUGCCAGCGCGGCUAGUGAAGGUGUCUCUGCACAAUCUUUUAUGCAUGCCUUCACAUUAUGUAGCACAGCAUUUAAUCUGCAAAUUGCCACUCCUGGGGGCAAGCCAAUUGAUUUUGUUGGACUGGAUGAAAACAAUAUGCGUUGGAUCCAAGAUUUCCGGAUGAAAUCCUAUGCAAACCCAGCCAAACUUGAGUCAAUUGAUGGUGCUAGAUACCAUGCUGUUUUAAUUCCUAACUGUCCUGGUGCAAUGGAGGAUUUACAUGUGAGUGGAUACCUAGCUAAAAUACUGCAACAUUUCAUCACAGAGAAGAAACCAAUAUGUGCAGUUGGGUAUGGAGUAACAGCUUUGUGCUGUGCAAAUAAUCCAGAUAAGUCAUGGACAUUUGCUACAUACAGUCUUACAGGGCCUUCAGUAUUUGAAUUGGUCAGGAGGCGUGACUUUGCCAAUCUUCCAAUUGUCAUGGAGGAAUUUGCCAGAGAGUCAGGAGCAACAUUUAGCUCCAGCAAAGAAGAUGAAGUUCACAUAGUGUUGGACAGGCACCUUAUAACUGGACAAAAUGAACAAUCAACAGUACUGGCUAUCCAAAACCUAAUACUUCUCUGCAGUGCCAGAAAAUGAUGAGUUGAGCCUACAACCAAGGUGACUGGAGGAAAGUGAAUGAAAUCAGAGAAUCUGUAGUCUUCUACACAUUAUAUUCCAAAAGUAUCAUGGCUGUGAAGGCAUAAAGACAGACUUGUAGCUUACUGGGGGGAUAGUGGUACAGAUGCAAUUCCUUGAACAUUGAAGCAGUGCAGUUGUCAAUUGCAGAUAUGCUGAAUUGUGUGAUUCAUGAAACCCUGCUUCUAUUCAGGAAAGUCCUGUUGUUUAGUAUUUUAUUUUAAUUUUUAUCCUGUGCCUCCCUUAUGUAUGUUCGGCCUCAGUUACUGUGUCAUACUAAGACUGCCAACUUGAUUGGUUUGGCUGGUCGAUUACACACAUACACGCGCACACACACACACACACACACACACACACGCAUAUACACACACACACGCAUACACACACACA
Messenger RNA from Protopterus annectens (West African lungfish), 1172 nucleotides. It is a transcript of the gene GATD1, whose product is annotated as glutamine amidotransferase class 1 domain containing 1. The transcript has 8 exons. NCBI's taxonomy places the organism in Eukaryota, Metazoa, Chordata, Ceratodontiformes, Protopteridae. Bases 96 to 743 code for a protein of 215 amino acids. The record is from RefSeq and is a predicted model, not a curated record.